This is a messenger RNA of Scomber japonicus (chub mackerel), 666 nucleotides long. RefSeq names its product protein phosphatase 1 regulatory subunit 12B-like. Gene Ontology annotation, molecular function: protein kinase binding; phosphatase regulator activity; enzyme inhibitor activity. Bases 94 to 648 code for a protein of 184 amino acids. The transcript has 7 exons. The record is from RefSeq and is a predicted model, not a curated record. Lineage: Eukaryota; Metazoa; Chordata; Actinopteri; Scombriformes; Scombridae. Gene Ontology annotation, cellular component: cytoplasm.
UACAGCAUUUUGUGUGAGAAAUACUUUUUAACUUUUUUGAGGGACAGUGGAUCACAGUACAGCUGCAUGCAGUGGCUAUAGCAACUUGCAGCGAUGUCAUCUCAACUCUCUCACAACAAAGAUCAGCCACGCAUUAGAAAGUCCCUCUCUGACUCUUCUCCAACUUCAUCCACUGCCACCACCAAGAGCCUGAGGCAUGAGCGACUGUCUAGAUUGAGCUCGUCUGGUUCGUCUGACGUCUCCAACGACACGACAACAAACCAUGCUGAGUCUUACUUUUCACGAAGGGAGAACAGACUGUCCGCAAGGAAAAAGGCAGAAGAAGAGUCAGCAAACAAUGACUAUAAAAAGAUGUAUGAAAAGGCGCUGGCCACCAAUCAAAGGCUCAAGUCCAGGCUGGAAACAAGUAAACAGGAACUCGUCAUGAUUCAGGAGCAGCUGCAGAGAGCACAGCAGCAGAAGGGACGAAAGGGUGAAUGUGGGUCCAACAUGCUCGAAACAGAAAAAAAGGAAAGUUGGAGUCUUAAAAAGAAGAUAUCAGAUAUGGAAGAACAGGUGAAGGUUAAAGCAGAUCUUAAGAUGGAGAACCAGAGACUGAAGGAUGAGAAUGGAGCUUUAAUCCGGGUCAUCACUAAACUGUCCAAGUGAGACAGGAGCAGGAAGGAC